Molecule: messenger RNA, 1499 nt
Organism: Rhizophagus irregularis DAOM 181602=DAOM 197198
Lineage: Eukaryota; Fungi; Glomeromycota; Glomeromycetes; Glomerales; Glomeraceae
Molecular function (GO): calcium ion binding
Source: RefSeq, a predicted model, not a curated record
GCAGGAUCAAGGUUUCCCUAUUUUUUUUUUUUUUAAAAAAAAAAAUGCAUACAUAUAUAUAUAUAGCUAAUUUAAUCACGCCUAUUAUUAUAUAUUCUGAAGACUUACCCAGAUUUUUUUUUCAAACAUUUCCAAUUAUUAAAAUGGAAACAGUAUAUACCAGAAUUCCCAAGUGUGAUAAGAAAAUCAGCAAACCUACUCAGGAAGAAGCGGUUAUUACUUCUGAAAAACUUGACAGUGCCCAAAUUAAGAAGAUUUUUAACUACUUCGAUUAUAACGGAAAUGGUAGUCUUUCCCUCGCCGAAAUUGAUAAAGCUAUUAUCGAACUUUAUCCACAUAUUGCAAAUAACCACGCUACUAAAACUGCCAUCAUUAAAGAGGCUCAAAAAAUUGCCAAGAGUUCAAAGAAUGGUUUAAUCGGCCUCAAAGAAUUCGAAUAUUUUAUUAAUUUACUUAAUGACUACUGCGAGAAAGCAGUUAUUACUACCGAAAAAUUAGACACAACUCAAGUCAAGGAGGCUUUUGAAACCGUUGAUUAUGAUGACGAUGGCAUCAUACCUCUUACUGAUGUCGAUAAAGCUGUUAUCAUACUUUAUCCACACUUUAAAAAAAAUAAGUCUGCCAUUAUGCAGGCUUAUCAGGAUAAAGUACCUAAAUUUUCACAGGAAGGUUCUAUCAACCUUAAAGAAUUUGAAUAUUUAAUCGAUGCUCUUCAUUAUUAUAACGAGAAAGCAGUUAUUACAACUAAGAAACAAAGCAGGAAUCAGGUCAAGAAGAUUUUUGAUAUCUUUGAUUAUAAUAACGACGGUAUCAUAUCUAAAGAUGAAAUUAACAAAGCUGUUGUUCAACUAUAUCCACACCUCUCAAAAGAUGAGUCUGUUAUAAUGCAGGCUUACAAAGCUGCUGAUACUUCACAGGAUGGUUUUAUUGAUUUCAAUGAAUUCGAACGUCUCAUUUAUCUUCUUCAUUAUUAUAAUGAAUUGUCCCAUAUAUUUAAAAAGCUUGACACAGAUAAUGAUGGACGUAUUGAUUUCAAAGAAUUCAAGAAGGGAUAUGAUCUAAUUGGGAUAGAUGUGAAAUCGAAUACGAUGCUAAAGGCAAGGUUUGAUAAAAUUUGUGCGAACAAUGAAGAGUAUAUUUACUUUGAUGAGUUCUGUGUUUAUGCUGCCAAGAUAAAAUUAAUAUCUGAAAUGUCUCAAGAUGAUCAGGGAACUUGGGAAACUUGGAAAACUUGGGAAACCCAGCAGGAAGUUAAGGAAACUCAAGAAACUCGAGAAACUCAGCCAAUUAUAUCUCAAAAGGUUGCCUUGCAAUGUAGAGCAUUUGCAUAUUUUUUUUUAUCCUUUAUAGUUAUUUUUAUAGGAAUAGGGCUCACCUUAAGACAGAUUUAAAAUAAUAUUAUUUUAAUUUAGUCAUCGUGUGAUAUAGAAUUAUAAUGUGAUUAAUAAUUUAGAUUAUGAAUUCCUUUGUAAAAAAUAAAAUAUUAUUAUGUAAUUUAA